UAGACUAUACACAACUUCAGAGCCAUCAGUAUGAAAAUAUUUUUCGCAAUUUUAAUUCUUUUAAUCACAGUUAUCUAUAUGUGGUUAAGAAAUAAACACAAUUACUGGAAAAGACAAAAAGUGGAAACUGCCAGUUUUAAAACUUUCUAUGGAAAAAAUCGUAAACAUGUUGCCUUUAUCAUACAAGACAUCUAUAAGAGAAUGAAAGUGAAUAAUAAAGCGUACAUAGGGGUAUAUAAUUUUAUAACACCAGCUUUAAUAGUCAAAGAUCUUGAUUUGAUUAAGGCGAUAUUAAUAACGGACUUUGAAACAUUUCCCGAUAGAGGUUUCUAUUCAAAUCCCCAUCAUGAUCCUUUGUCUACAAAUCUGGUACGUUUAAGUGGUGAUAUGUGGAAGAAAAUGCGACAAAAACUAACACCCACUUUUACUUCAGGCAAAAUGAAGAUGAUGUUUCCCACUGUGUCUGCUAUUGGCGAGCGUUUUAUAGAGACAAUAAAUGAUCAGUUAGAGAAUCACGAGGCGGUAGUAGAAAUGCGAGAUCUAUGUGCCCGUUUUACCACCGAUGUUAUAGGCAGUGUGGCCUUUGGUUUAGAGUGCAACAGUUUAAAAGAUCCCCUAACAGAGUUUCGUAUUAAGGGCGAUAAGGCGUUCUAUACUAUACAUCCUCUCAUGGAUGCUUUGGCUUCUUCAUAUCCCAAAUUUUUCCAUAAAUUGGGCUUUAAAGUUUUUACCCAAGAACUAAUUGAGUUUUAUUCACAAAUUGUUCGUCAAAAUGUGGAAAUGCGGGAGAAAGAUCAAAUAAAACGUAAUGAUUUUCUUGAUAUUUUAAUUGAGUUGAAGAAUAAGAAAGAGGAUUCAGACGAUUUCUGUUUGCAAAUGGAGGAUGUCAUCGCUCAGGCUUAUGUAUUUUUCAUAGGAGGUUUUGAGACCAGUUCUAGUACCAUGUCAUUUGCUCUUUAUGAAAUGGCUUUGAAUCCUGAUGUUCAGCAAAAGGCAAGAGAGAAUGUUAGCCAAGUGUUGGAAAAAUUCGAGGGUGAAUAUAGUUAUGAAAGUUUAAAUGAAAUGAACUACAUUAAACAGGUAGUACAAGAAACCCUGCGUAAACAUCCUGUGGCCCCCACAGGCCGACGAGUGUGUCGCUCCACAUACACCUUAGAUGGACCAAAAGCUAUAACUAUACAACCUGGUGUGCAAAUUAUUAUACCUGUUUAUGCCAUACAUCAUGAUCCAGAUUAUUAUCCAGAUCCAGAAAGGUUUCAACCUGAAAGAUUUGCCACUUCUUUACGGGAUCAGAUACAUUCAAUGGCUUAUUUACCAUUUGGUGCCGGACCACGCACUUGUAUUGCUGAACGUUUUGGCAUGAUGCAAGCAAUGAUUGGAGUGGCUUUAUUGUUAAAGAAUUUUAAGUUUUCAAUUUGCCCGAGGACCCCAAAGGAAUUGGAUUUUGAUGCUCUUAAUGUAAGGGUGUUUAAUGUUAAGAGUGGUAUCUACUUAAAAGUGGAAAGGGUAUGAAAGUUAUUUGGAAUGAGAACCAAAACAUAAACAUUUGACAUUUCAAAUGUUAAACAAUCUGUGAGAUUUUUAAAUACUUGGCGGAAUUAAAAACUGAAAAAUGGUAAUCCUAAUAUUUGCUCAUAAAAAGCUUUUUUGUAUUUGCAAAAUUUUUCAAUUCUUAUUCUCAAAGUUUAUUUUGUUUUUUAAAGUAAAUAAAGAGUAAAAA
Molecule: messenger RNA, 1720 nt
Organism: Lucilia sericata (common green bottle fly)
Lineage: Eukaryota; Metazoa; Arthropoda; Insecta; Diptera; Calliphoridae
Product: cytochrome P450 6a8-like
Exons: 3
Coding region: 31-1512 (493 amino acids)
Molecular function (GO): oxidoreductase activity, acting on paired donors, with incorporation or reduction of molecular oxygen; heme binding; monooxygenase activity
Source: RefSeq, a predicted model, not a curated record